AUGUAUGAGCAUUACAAGAAAGGGCAACUUAUCUCAUCUACAUUUAGUGAGCAAAUUUGGCGUGAAAUCGGUGUUGAGUUGUCUGAACGUAAUAGAGCACAAUACACCAUUGCGCAACUUAAAGGUAAGGCUACCAGGCUUCGGAUGCUUUGGCGUAAGUUUUAUGAUUUGGUAUACAAACGGACUGGCUUUGGUUGGGAUCCAACUACGUACACUGUGACUGCCAGUGAGGAUCGUUGGGCUGAGUGGGUAGCGGCUAAUCCGAGAGAGUCUGGCUUGGGAAAGAAGGGUCUUCCUCAUUUUGAUUUAUGUACUGAGAUGUUCUGCGCUUCUGUAGCCACCAGCAAUAUCGCUCGUUCCUUUGCCAUGCCUCCUUUCGACAAUAAUGACCACGAUGAAGUUGAUGUAAGCCAUCCUACAAUGGAUACUGGUAAUCCACUCUCAUCCGGGGCUGUGAAAAAUCCAAGAGCAGCAAGAGGAGUUCAGCGAAAAGGGGGUCAAAGUGAUUGUUCAAAUAGAAUUGUGUCGCGCUUUUAG
Sesamum indicum (sesame) is the source of this 537-nucleotide messenger RNA. Its product is annotated as L10-interacting MYB domain-containing protein-like. Lineage: Eukaryota; Viridiplantae; Streptophyta; Magnoliopsida; Lamiales; Pedaliaceae. The record is from RefSeq and is a predicted model, not a curated record.